AACACCACCUAGCGGAUUCAAGUUGAACCCAGGAGGAAAACAAAAAGUUAAAACCAAAAUUAAACAGACGAGUAACAUUACACUAAUGUGGUUGAUAGUUUUAUAUCAGCGUUCUAACGAGGGCUCUUGCUGUUUACUCAAGAUAAUGCACACUCCUCUAUAGUCACAGCGUCACUGUGACCUUGGAGGUUGAUAUUGAGAGCCGUGGGAUUCAUAUCAGAAGCUGGGUCUGCACAGGUCAUCUCUCAUCGCAACCUUGGUCAAAAUGAUGAAAGGAAUUUACCCAUAUGCUAAGGAUGAAAGUCAAAAGAAGUUGUGUGCCCCGGCCGCAGAGCGAAAUAAACAGGCCAUAUUGGAAGUGCUGCUACAAAAUAUCCCGCAGAUGACAGCUGCGAAGAGCCCAGUUGAGUGUUUAGAAGUAGCGUCAGGCACGGGGCAGCACGUCGCCCACUUUGCUCAGCACCUUCCAGGGACACAAUGGCAGCCGGCUGAAUUUGACACAAACGACUUUCCCUCGAUCAUGGCGUACGCCAACGAGGUUGCGAAUGUGUCUGAGCCUGUCUUCAUUGACGCCUCACUCUCCCCUGAGCAGUGGCCUCUCGAGGGCAGGACCUUUGACGUUGUCUACUGUGCCAACAUGAUUCACAUCUCUCCCAAAGCUUGUACACCAGGCUUGUUCGCCGGAGCCUCAGCCUAUUUGCUGAAAGGAGGAAUUAUGUUCACCUAUGGUCCGUACGCUCAUGGGGGAGUCAUCACUCCUGAGAGCAAUCAAAAUUUCGACCUUUCACUCAAAUCCAGAGACCCGGAAUGGGGACUAAGGGACAUUGAUGACCUGAAGAAAAUCGCUGGCAACGUUGGACUUAUUUUGGAGAAAAUUCAUGAUAUGCCGGCAAAUAAUAAAACCUUGGUGUGGAGAAAGAUUUAAACAAAGUAAAAAUUUUAUAUUUUAUAGUUGUGGCUGUCAAGCUAACUCAAGUUUUAGUCGUCUCGCGUGAUUUUUGAAGAGCAGAGCUGAUUAUUUACUGAAAUAUUUACCAUUUUAGACUGGCAAAGCAAUAAACAUGAGUUUUAAA
This is a messenger RNA of Cloeon dipterum, 1073 nucleotides long. Its product is annotated as methyltransferase-like 26. The transcript is spliced from 3 exons. Lineage: Eukaryota; Metazoa; Arthropoda; Insecta; Ephemeroptera; Baetidae. The record is from RefSeq and is a predicted model, not a curated record. The coding region runs from base 266 to 925 and encodes 219 amino acids.